AUGGAGCUCAACAUACUAGAGCGUGUAGUAGCUGGAAGUGAGGAACCGAGCCAUCUAGAUUUGUCACUUCUACAAAGCAUCACAGAAAAUUUCUCUAAGCAGAGAAAAAUUGGUGUUGGUGGAUGUGGAGAGGUUUACAAGGGCAUCCUUCGAAAUGGAAUUGUUGCUGUGAAAAGGCUUUUCAACAGCCGAACAAUUAAAAACAAGAUGUUCCAUCGGGAGGUUCAAAGUUUGAUCACGGUUAGGCAUGAAAAUAUAGUACGUUUUCUGGGUUAUUGUUCUUUUACAGAAGAACGCGUAUUUACAUAUGAAGGAAGAACAAUUAUGGCCGAUAUACGGGAAAGAUUGCUCUGUUUUGAGUACAUAAGCAACGGAAGCCUUGAGAACUAUCUUACAGACGAAUUGAGGGGACUUGAAUGGCAUACUCGUUAUGAAAUUAUUGUGGGGAUCUGCAAGGGUUUGCUCUAUCUUCACAAGGACAAGAAUAUCGUCCACAUGGAUCUCAAACUAGCCAAUAUACUACUAGAUGAUCUCAUGGUGCCCAAAAUUACAGAUUUUGGUCUAUCUAGACUUGACAACAAUUCACAAGAAGUGACCACAUCACGUCUUUUUUCACCAGUAUAUUGUGCUCCAGAAUACUCUAGAGAAGGCAAAUCGUCCAGCAAGUCAGAUAUAUAUAGUUUGGGAGUACUGGUCAUAGAGCUGGUGACAGGAAGUAAAAAUGAGCCUGAUCUUACUAAAGUACUUCGAAGAUGGAGGUACAGGUGGAUUAAAUCAUCGAAGCAUACACCCUUGGGUUAUCAACAAGUGACAAAAUGCCUCGAGCUGGCCCAAAGAUGCAUCCAAAUUAACCUGACAACCAGACCUGACAUAGUAUACGUAAUGGAUGAGCUCAACACAGUAGAUAGUAAGGGUGGCCAAUUCCAGGAAAUCCCUUGCCUGGAGGACAUGCUUGGGAUUGAGCCGCUGGAAAUACACUUCCCCUUUAAACUUGACCCGCAGAUAUCACACUCAAUUGAGCUGACCAACGAUACGGAUGAUUACAUUGCCUUCAUGACAAAGGCAAGGUCACGCCGCUUCCGCAUAGAGCCAGAGAAGGGCAUUGUCCCACCAGGAUCCAAGUGCAGUGUCACCGUAACAGCGCAGGCACAGGUCAAUGCACUGCCAAAUAAUCACCACAAGGAGGAGAUCACCGUGCUGAGCACCAGAGUAGAUGGAGGUCUUGCAGGUAUGGAUAUAACAGGAGACGUGUUCAUUGAGAAGGAGGGUAAUGUGGUUGAUGAGGUGAAUGUGAUGGUUGUUUUUGACAGACCACCACUGGCUGAUGAGGAAUCCUGA
Molecule: messenger RNA, 1338 nt
Organism: Miscanthus lutarioriparius
Lineage: Eukaryota; Viridiplantae; Streptophyta; Magnoliopsida; Poales; Poaceae
Source: the annotation of a GenBank genome assembly